GGGUCGCGGGGCGGGGCCAGCGUCGGUGGCCGCCGCCUCUGCUCAGCCGUCGUCCCUCAGCCCGCGUCAGCCCGCGUUCCUCCUCCGGGUGCUAGGGCGUGGCCGGCUUCGAGUCCGCGGGCGCGGUCCGGGACGCCGAGGAUGGCCCUGGGCGAGGAGCCGGCCGCGGGCGCGCCGGAGGACGGGGCGGAGGACGAGGCGCUGGCCCGCGGCGGCGCCCUCGAGGCGUUCGGCGAGGGCGCGGAGGUCCGCGCGCUGCUCGGCCGCCUGUGGAAGGUGCUCGGCGACCGCGCGGCCCGGGAGGGCGCCCUGGAGCGGUUCCGAGUAAUAAUGGACAAAUACCAGGAGCAGCCUCAUCUGUUGGACCCACACCUUGAAUGGAUGAUGAACUUGUUGUUGGAUAUAGUGCAAGAUAAGACAUCUCCAACUGACCUCAUACAUCUGGCUUUUAAAUUUCUUUACAUCAUCACGAAGGUUCGAGGAUAUAAAACAUUUCUUCGUUUAUUUCCUCAUGAAGUAUCCGACGUCCAGCCUGUUUUAGAUAUGUUUACAAAUCAGAAUCCCAGAGACCAUGAAACUUGGGAGACCCGCUACAUGCUUUUACUGUGGCUCUCUGUGACUUGCCUGAUCCCUUUUGAUUUUUCACGCCUUGACGGGAACCUCCUCACUCAACCUGGGCAAAUGCGAAUGUCUGUAAUGGACCGUAUUCUCCAAAUAGCAGAGGCCUACUUGGUUGUCAGUGACAAGGCCCGAGAUGCCGCUGCUGUCCUUGUGUCCAAGUUUGUCACACGGCCUGAUGUCAAGCAGAAGAAGAUGGCAGGUUUCCUGGACUGGAGCCUGCACACCUUGGCCCGCUCCUCCUUCCAGACCAUCGAGGGGGUCAUUGCCAUGGAUGGCAUGCUACAGUCCCUGGCACAAAUAUUUAAGCAUGGAAAACGUGAGGACUGUUUACCCUAUGCUUCCACCGUUCUCGAGUGCCUAGAGGGCUGCAGGCUCCCCGACAGCAACCAGACCCUGCUCCGCAAACUUGGGGUGAAGCUCGUGCAGCGGCUGGGACUGACGUUCCUGAAGCCCAGGGUAGCGAAGUGGAGGUAUCAGCGUGGCUGCCGCUCGUUGGCUGCUAACCUGCAGCGCUGCGCCCAGAGUCAGCAAGAGUUGAUGGCGCACGUGGAGACUCCCGACAGCGACGGAGACUAUGACAUCCCCGAGGAGGUGGAGAGCGUGAUAGAGCGGCUGCUGGUCGGGCUGAAGGACCAGGACACGAUUGUGCGGUGGUCUGCUGCCAAAGGAAUUGGUAGGAUGGCUGCAAGGCUUCCCAAAGAGCUGGCGGAUGACGUGGUUGGGUCUGUGUUGGAUUGUUUCAGUUUUCAGGAGACGGACAACGCCUGGCAUGGUGGCUGUCUGGCGUUGGCGGAACUGGGCAGAAGAGGCCUGUUGCUCCCUUCCCGACUCAAGGAUGUUGUCCCUGUGAUCCUGAAGGCGCUGACCUAUGAGGAGAAGCGGGGUUCCUGCAGCGUGGGCACCAACGUUAGAGACGCCGCCUGCUACGUGUGCUGGGCCUUUGCGCGUGCCUACGAGCCCCAGGAGCUGCAGCCCUUCGUGGCCGCCAUUUCCAGCGCUCUGGUGAUUGCCACAGUGUUUGACCGAAACAUAAACUGCAGGAGAGCAGCCUCUGCUGCUUUCCAGGAGAAUGUGGGAAGACAGGGCACUUUCCCUCACGGAAUCGAUAUUUUGACUGCAGCGGACUACUUUGCUGUUGGCAACAGAGCUAACUGUUUCCUGGUUAUAAGCACGUUUAUUGCCGGCUUUCCUGAGUACACACAGCCAAUGAUAGACCACUUGGUGACCAUGAAGAUCAACCACUGGGAUGGAGUCAUCAGGGAACUGUCUGCGAAGGCUCUGCAUAACCUGGCCCAGCGAGCUCCUGAGUACAGCGCCGCUCACGUUCUCCCACGUCUGCUGUCGAUGACGCAGAGUCUGGACCUGCACACGCGGCACGGAGCUGUGCUUGCCUGUGCGGAGGUCGCCCGCGGCCUGUACAGACUCUCAGUACAAGAGGACAGGCCCGUCGCAGACUACCUGGAUGAAGCGGCAGUGCAGGGCCUGAAGCAGAUUCACCAGCAGCUUUAUGAUCGUCAGUUAUACAGGGGUCUUGGAGGAGAACUCAUGAGACAAGCAGUGUGCAUUUUAAUAGAAAACUUGUCCCUUUCCAAGAUGCCUUUUAGAGGUGACGUCGUAAUCGAUGGUUGGCAGUGGGUGAUAAAUGACACACUGAGAAAUCUCCAUCUUAUUUCAAGUCAUUCUAGACAACAGAUCAAGGAAGCGGCUGUCUUGGCCCUGGCUGCUCUCUGCAGCGAGUACUACGCCCUGGAGACCGGGGAGGCGGAUCCCGCCAGGCAGGAGGAGCUGAUACGGCAGUAUCUCGCUGACCUGCAGAGCCCGGAGGAGACGGCUCGCUGUGGCUUCUCUCUGGCCCUGGGCGCCCUCCCACGCUUCCUCCUGAAAGGCAGGCUGCAGCAGGUGCUGGCAGGCCUGGGGGCCGUGACUGUCAUUCGUCCUGAGAACGUGAGCUUUGCCGAGUCCAGGCGGGACGCUCUGAAGGCGAUCUCAAGGGUUUGCCAGACGGUUGGCGUGAGGGCAGGAGGGUCCCCAGACGAGGUUGUGUGUGAAGAGAACGUCUCCCAGACUUACCGCACCCUGCUGGGCUGUCUGCACGACUACACCACCGACAGCCGUGGGGACGUGGGCGCAUGGGUCCGUGAGGCCGCCAUGACCAGUCUGAUGGACCUGACGCUCCUGCUGGGGAGGGAGCAGCCAGAGCUGAUCGAGGCCAGUGUCUGUCAGCAAGUCAUGUGUCAUGUGGCCCAGCAGGCGAGUGAGAAGAUUGACCGGAUCCGCGCGCACGCCGCCCGCGUCUUCAUGGCUCUGCUGCACUCUCACGGCUCUCCCGUCCCACACGUGCCCCACCGAGGAGAGCUGGAAAAGCUCUUCCCCAGAUCCGACAUGGCCUCCGUGAACUGGAAUGCGCCGUCCCAGUCCUUCCCUCGCAUCACCCAGCUCCUGGGGCUGCCCACCUACCGCUACCAUGUCCUGCUGGGGCUGGCCGUGUCCGUGGGCGGCUUGACCGAGUCGACGGUCAGGUACUCAACGCAGAGCCUCUUUGAGUACAUGAAGGGGAUUCAGAAUGACCCACAGGCUCUGGAGGGCUUCGGGGGGACCCUCCUGCAGGUCUUUGAGGACAACCUUCUGAAUGACAGGGUGUCUGUGCCGCUGCUGAAGACGCUGGACCAGAUGCUCGCCAACGGGUGCUUCGACCUCUUCACCGCGGAGCAGGACCACCCCUUCAGUGUGAAGCUGCUCGCGCUUUGUAAGGAGGAAAUCAAGAAGUCCAAGGACGUGCAGAAACUGCGGUCUAGCGUCGCGGUGUUCUGUGGGAUGGUGCAGUUCCCGGGCGACGUGAGGAGGAAGGUGCUCCUGCAGCUGAGCCUUCUGCUCUGCCACCAGUUCCCCGUGAUCCGGAAGACCACGGCUAGCCAGGUGUACGAGAUGCUGCUCACCUACGGUGACAUCAUGAGUGAGGACGUCCUUGAUGAGGUCAUGACUGUGCUGGGCACCACGGCCUGGGACGCGGAGCUCCCGCUCGUGAGAGGCCAGCGGAACCGCCUGUGUGACCUCCUUGGCGUGCCCAGACCUCAGCUGGUCCCCAAGGUAACCAACCGCAUGGCCCUCGGCCCUGUGAGACCCGGGGGCCCUUCCCACGCGAGCCACCAUUCUGAGCUUGAGUCUGGAACGUUCUGGGUUGUACUGACCGGCGGUGUUUCCCCACCCCGCCAGCCCCUCGCGUGCUUUGCCGGCUCCUCCUCAAAGGCUCCCGCCUGCCUUGUCCCCACCAGGCACGUGUCAGGUGUGUCCUGUGGGCACGACAUCCAGGACAGGCCCUCUGCCUGGCAGGUGGCUGUCCUGUGCUGCCAGACCUCAGCGGAGUUGGCAGCAACCGAGCUCGCUCCUCUCACAAGAGGUCCUCAGUGCCGCUGUCUGGUUUCCACCAUCACCAUCUCCCCGGACACUCGUCCUCUCCGGGGACUUUGUCACCCCCCGAGUCUCCAGGGCUGCCCAGUGAGGUGUUAGUCUUUUCCACGGUGUUGGUGUGUGCACAUAGAUGCAGUUUUCUGAGCUCGCAGGGCCCCGAGCUGUCCUUCCAGGUUCUGCGUGGCUGUUGGUAGAUUUUAGGCUCUUGCGUGUGUGCUUGCAGGGGAUCAGGGUGGACUCACGCUGUGGGCUCCACUGGAGCUCCAGUGCAGGGCACAGCCGUGUGUUCUCUGAAUGCUGGGCUCGGAGGCGGUUCCUCGGCCCCACGGCGCUCCUCAUCUGCCUCGCUGGCCAUAUUCCCCUGGACCUGGGUUGGAUCCCUGACUGCUUUUGAGCUUUUACUGAGCAAGAACAUCCAUACAGAAGUGAGCGCUGUCCAGCUCUGCGCACACGAGGGACGAGCACCUGGCUCAAGGGUGGAGCCUCCUGGGCUGGCUGCUGCUGCUGGGCUGGAGGGUUGCUGCCCAGGUGCUGGCGGGCAGGUUCCAGAACGUGCUUGCACUGCAUGUGCUGUGCGUUGUGGUUGUUGGCGUGUGCGUCCCCUUCUGUGCUUUUUCUGGGCUGUCUGAUGCAUAUGGGCUCUGGACCUGCGUCUGCAGGCUCUCCCCCUCUGGGGGCAGCUUUCUCAUCCUUAGGUUUCAUGGGUUCCAACUUACCCUUUUUUCCCUUUCUGUUCUGUUUCAUGGGCCUGUUUAAGGUCCUUACCGAUUCUAAGGUUGUGUCUCCUCCGUGUUUCUUAAAGCUUUAUUGUUUCGUCUCCUACAUUUAGAUUUGAGGCUACUCUGGACUGGCGUUUGCAUGUGGUGCUGGGGAAAGGCCAGCAGAUGCGUCUUCCGUGCGCAGUCCCUGCAGCUCCAUCCUGGCCAAAGUUGGGCCACACGUGGGGCUCUCCUCUUGGGUCCCCUGUAAGCCAGACACAGGCGGGUCUUGUGGGAUGUCGUGGUGCUCACGUGACUCCAUCUCCAGUUUUAUUUUCCUAAGACCAUCUUGACUCUUGGCCCUUAGGGUUUCAGAAACCCCUGCAGAAUAGUCUCGUCAGUUUGCACCAUGGAACCAGCCAGGCAUUUGGCCGAGGGUGGCUUGGAGCCUGCGGGUCCACCUGGCAAGGACCGAUGUCUGUGAUGCUGAGGCUUGCAGCCUUGAGCACUCAGGAGCGCUUUGUGCUUUAUGGAUUGGAGAAGGGAUGCCACACUGUUCCAGCUCUUGGAAUUGUUCAUUUUUCCUUUCUUUUCUCUCUUGGCAUUUCGAUUUGGGAAGUUUCUAUUGACCAAUCUUCAGGUUGACGGAUUCUUUCCCUGAUGAUGUCUAGUCUUCAUUUCUGUUACUGUGUGAUUUCUGGCAUUUCCUUUGACUCUUCCUUAGACUUUCUGCCUCUGCUUUCACUGCCCGUCUGUCCUUGGUGGCACCCACUUUCCCCAUCAGAGCUCCUGGCACAUUAACGAGAGUUGUUUUAAACCCCUCUGGUCAUUCCAACUCUGCACGUCUGAGUCUGGUUUUGGUACCAUCUCUCCCAACUGCUUUUUCUUGCCUCUUAGCACAUUUUGUAAGUUUUUCUUGAAAGCCAGACAUGUUGUGCCGGUAGCAGGAACUGAGGCAGCUGGGCCUCAGGCCUGUGAAGGUCUGUUUGUCUGGCAGGGGCCCCUGUGUGUUUGGAACUGCAGCAGCCUCCAGACCUUUGAACUUCUCCAGCACGUCGUGCCCUUGCCUGGGGCGUCCCUGCACUGUCCCCCUCCGAGGGGUGCUGGUCUGGGUGCUCUUUGAGAGCGGACCCAUGGCCAUGACCCUGGAGUCCUGCUGGAGAGGUGGCAGGAUGUGGGGCAGUUUGCAGUCAUCUGAGCAAACCUCAGCCUUGGGCUCCCUGCCGUUCCCCUGUAGGUAUCAUGGGCUCAGGCCUGUCCCCUGGACAGGAGACCCUCGUGCUGGAGACGCCCAGGUGCGACUCACAGCAGUCAGCUGCCAGAGUGCAGGGGGCUUUCCAGGUUUAUGACCAGGUGAACCUGCGGGCUCCCCCCGAGAUGGCACCCCCAGAGUCUUGCCCUCCUGCUAGCUCACACCUGCCUCCGGCAGCUUGUCGAGUUGGCACUCAGGCGUGCCUUCCGCUCUGCGGUGAGCUCAGCAGCCUCUGCUCCAGGCCAAGUCUGCAUUUGUCCAUCUCCGCGUUAGGGGGGCUCCACUCUGGUGAGGCUGCGAACAUGCGGCUGUUCCCCGAAUGCCCUUAGGGCUUCCCAAACCUGCCUGCCCGCUCCUUGUUCUGACGUCUCGGCGUUGCGGUAUGUCGCAAGUGACGGCACUGGGUGCCCGUGGGCUUAAGUUUAUGCCACCGUCUUGGUGACCUGACCAUCACUUGGAAAUACGCUGCCUGUAAGAAUGCUCUGUGCCCUCCAGUCUGCUUUGUCUGAUGGCAAAGCGGCCACACUGGAUUUUUGGUUGUCGUUUACACGUUUUCCUUUCUGUGUUUUCUUACAUUUAAGUGGACUGCUUAUAAAUGAUAAUUAGGUCUUAUCUGUUUUUAAUCUACUUUAAUUAUCAACUCGUUGGAGUGUUUUGUGUCCUCCUACUUACCGUGUGAUUACGAUUCAGUUGGGUUUACGGCUGCCAUCUUUGAUUCUUGUCUGAUCUCAGUUUUCCUGCGGGUGGGUCUUCCAGUGAGGACCGCGGGUGCCCGGCGGCGUGAAGGGAGGGUGGCACCAGCCGCCGUCCCAGCACGUGACCCCCUGCCAGCCUUCCGAGCAGCCUCUUUCCUGCGUCCUGUCAGCUCUUCAGUCUUCCGUCCUCCGGGCACCUGGAAUCACACUGUUAUUUCUGGGAUGGUUUUCCUGCUCCCCCCUGGUUCCGCAUGUUGUGGUGGCUGUGCCUGUCUUCUCUCGGGUCCCCCGGGUGGCACCGUGAGGAGUGGGGACGGCAGGCCAAGCGCAACAUGGGCUUUCCAACUAAACGUGCCGUGUAUGCUUUUAUCAGGAAAAUCUGAUGCACGGGUAGAUGAAAAUGGGGGGUGGGGUACCGGGGACCUCCCUGCUGCUCCCCGGGUCGUGUCGGCCACGGGGCUCGGGGGGGCGGUACUGACCUUGUGCUGUGUCCCCCACAGCCUGGCACCUGCUGAGGCCCCCCCGCCCACCCAGCAGAGAGGAGGAGCCCGACGAUGGUCAGCACGAGACAUCUGGACGCGGCGCUGAGGGACUUGGAGAUCGUCCCCACAGCAGUGGCUUUUCCUCACACGUGUCCUGGGGUGUUGGUGCUUUUGUCUUCAUGUCCUUGGGAACCCCCGUCUAUAAAAUCGUAUCCUAAGCA
Molecule: messenger RNA, 7377 nt
Organism: Mirounga angustirostris (Northern elephant seal)
Lineage: Eukaryota; Metazoa; Chordata; Mammalia; Carnivora; Phocidae
Gene: TBCD
Product: tubulin folding cofactor D
Exons: 38
Coding region: 142-4128 (1328 amino acids)
Biological process (GO): post-chaperonin tubulin folding pathway; adherens junction assembly; bicellular tight junction assembly
Cellular component (GO): lateral plasma membrane
Molecular function (GO): GTPase activator activity; beta-tubulin binding
Source: RefSeq, a predicted model, not a curated record